AAGUAUCGAUAAGUUAGACUGCGAUAGCAUACGGAAAAAAGUGUUGGCAAUUGUUUGCAUUAAAGAAAUUUAUUAUUUUAUGCCUGCGCGUAACAAAAACAAAUAACAGUUUCUAAAUGGAUUCGAGGUUGGAUAUGUUUGAGGACGUCAACACAUCGCCGUCGCUGGAGGGCGACAUGUCUAUACCGGGAAAACGUACGACAACAACAACUGCACAACAUGGAGUGCCCGAAUACAAUACCUUAGACGAGCCCAUACGCGAAACGGUGCUGAGGGAUAUGCGCGCCGUUGGCAUUAAGUUCUAUCAUGUUCUCUAUCCCAAAGAGAAAUCUAGUCUGCUGCGCGAUUGGGACUUAUGGGGUCCUUUGGUGCUGUGCACCUUUAUGGCCACCAUUCUGCAAGGCUCCUCGUCUGCGGACAGCAUGUCUGAUAAUGGACCCGAAUUCGCGCAGGUCUUUGUGAUCGUUUGGAUAGGUGCAGCCAUUGUAACGCUAAACUCCAAGCUACUUGGUGGCAAUAUCUCAUUUUUCCAAUCGGUCUGUGUGCUCGGCUAUUGUCUGACGCCUGUUGCUCUUGCCUUGAUCAUUUGUCGCGUCAUCUUAUUAUCCACCCAGACACAUUUUCUAUUCUUCUUGCGCUUUGUAACCACAACGAUAGGUUUCGUUUGGGCCACAUAUGCUUCGUUUAUCUUUCUGGGUCAAAGUCAACCGCCGCAUCGCAAGCCGCUCGCUGUCUAUCCCAUAUUUUUGUUUUUCUUUAUCAUAUCCUGGCUGGUGCUAUCCCACAAUUAGUUCUUAGCUGUGCCUAGUUUAUAAACUAUAUCAACUUUCCAUUGCAUAACCAAAUCGAUUGUACAUUUAUAUAUAUUUUAAUUUGAGAACUGUGACCAUGCCAUGU
Drosophila hydei is the source of this 897-nucleotide messenger RNA. Its product is annotated as protein YIPF6. Lineage: Eukaryota; Metazoa; Arthropoda; Insecta; Diptera; Drosophilidae. The record is from RefSeq and is a predicted model, not a curated record. Bases 117 to 791 code for a protein of 224 amino acids. Gene Ontology annotation, cellular component: membrane; trans-Golgi network. Gene Ontology annotation, biological process: endoplasmic reticulum to Golgi vesicle-mediated transport. The transcript is spliced from 5 exons.